This is a messenger RNA of Nerophis lumbriciformis (worm pipefish), 1785 nucleotides long. Lineage: Eukaryota; Metazoa; Chordata; Actinopteri; Syngnathiformes; Syngnathidae. The record is from RefSeq and is a predicted model, not a curated record.
AUGGCUGAGGUUCCACCGCUCCAAGUUGAUCCGGACUUUGAGCCUCUCACCCGGCCGCGCUCUUGCACCUGGCCGCUGCCGGAGCUGAUCGACCCAGCCGGUUCCACAACAUCCUCCCCGGCCCCGUCGGUGAAGCAGGAGCCGGCUGGAAACGGUGAUUUUCCACGCAACUUGUGCUUGCUGGAGGAGGACUAUGAAGAGAAGCCGCAGCACUUGCACGUCCAGUUGCGCCCCCACCAACACCUGCAGCAGCCGGGCUCGCAGCUCGCACCUCAGCAACAGGUGCUCCCUUCUGGCGCGACAUCCUUGGGCGGCUCUUGCCAGAGGAAGAGCAGCUCGUCCCGUCGCAACGCCUGGGGGAACAUGUCAUACGCCGACCUCAUCACCAGGGCCAUCGAGAGCUCACCCGAGAAAAGGCUGACCCUGUCCCAAAUUUAUGACUGGAUGGUGAAUAGUGUGCCUUACUUCAAGGAUAAAGGAGACAGCAACAGCUCUGCGGGAUGGAAGAACUCCAUCAGACACAACCUUUCACUGCAUAGUCGCUUCAUGCGCAUUCAGAACGAAGGAACGGGCAAGAGUUCGUGGUGGAUGCUGAACCCCGACGGAGGAAAGAACGGCAAGUCGCCUCGACGCAGAGCUGCUUCAAUGGAUAACAACAGCAAGUUUGCCAAGAGCCGAGGAAGAGCUACAAAGAAGAAGAUUGCACUACAGGAUGGUGCUGAUGGAGGAGCAAGCAGCCCUGGCUCACAGUACUCCAAUUGGCUUGGAAGUCCAAGCUCCCACAGCGAGGACUUUGAGUCCUGGAGCUCCUUCAGAACACGCGCCAACUCAGACGCCAGCACCCUGAGCGGCCGCCGUUCACCUUUUUCCUCAGAACAAGAUGAACUCGGGGAAGCCGAAGGUCACCUGAUCUACCCCGGGGGGAGUAAAAUUGCCGCCCCGCUGCCCAGCCUAUCCGAAGUAUCCGGAUCCAUGGGUGGCUCGGAGAUGGUCAUGGAGAACCUGGCUGACAACAUGAACCUGCUGUUUCCCAAGAAGCCCCAAAUGGCUUCUGACUCUUCCAAUGUUGCCAUGCUUCAGAGCAGUCCCUAUAAUCCCACUCAGCUGCAACAGGACUUCCGAAAAUGCAUGUACAGUCGGCCCAGGAUGGACCCCAUGCCUUCUGUCCCCAUGAACAAACAUGAUUACAGGUCUUAUGAGAACCACUAUAGCUGCCCUGCUGGCCUCCUUAAAGAUCUGCUGACGUCAGAAGCAGACACCAGUAGAAACAUGAGUCUCUUUAAGGAAUCAAUCAUUUCUCAUGUUGGGAGAGGCCAGUGUCCAAGAAGUCCUUAUGAUAGUCAAAGCCAAUUGGGGGUCCAUAAUGGCGCUAAAAUGAUCCGUCACGUGAAUCCGCUAUCGAUUCAUGACCAGUAUUCUCCAACUUCGCGAGAUUUAAAUAGUGGCUCCACGAUCCCCUUGACCAGUCUUGGUUGUUUCCUGGGGGCCCCUCCUCAAAUGACUAGCCUGAGGACAUGCAUGCAGCCGGCCGCAGGGAAUGAUGUCACACCUCCCUACCGCAGCAGCAGCUACAGGGAGCUUCAUUCACGUGCGCAUCACCAAGAGCGGCUACCCAGCGACCUGGACAAUAUGUCAAUUGAGAGGUUUGAAUGUGACAUGGAAUCUGUCCUCCAUGAAACCCUCAUGGAUGGCGGUGCACUUGACUUCAAUUUCGACCCGGCGGCCGCGUCUCAAGUCUUCCCUCAGAGGGUGAAGACUACCACGCACAGCUGGGUGUCAGGCUAG